Ichthyophthirius multifiliis is the source of this 2034-nucleotide messenger RNA. RefSeq names its product MIR domain protein. The transcript has 3 exons. Lineage: Eukaryota; Ciliophora; Oligohymenophorea; Hymenostomatida. Gene Ontology annotation, biological process: calcium ion transport. The record is from RefSeq and is a predicted model, not a curated record.
AUGUGUAAAAAAAGUUAAAUUAUUCAGGAUGCGAAAGAAAAUGAACUAUCAGCUAUAGCUGAAACGAUAAUGAAUAUUGGCACUUUAUUUGAUUCUAAUAUUGAAUAUAAGGAUUACUUAAAAAAGCUUAUUUAAUAUUUAGAUUAAGGUGUAAAAAAUAAAGUUUCGAUAAAUAAUAUGAUAUAUUUGUUAAAAAUAUUUGAAAAAAUACUCAAUAUAAGUGAAUAAUAGGAUAAAUUAGUUGAAAUGUAAAAUCUAUUUGAUUAAUUAGAAGCUACCAAAAUGUUUCUUAAUUUAAUUUCAAAUAUAAAAACUUACCCGUUUGAAGACAAUUUGUUGAUUGCUUUACUUAGCUUUAUGACUAAAUUAACAGAAGGAGGUAAUCCGAAAGUUUAGAAAACUGUUUAUAAUUAUUUUACUCAUUAUCCUAUAAGCGAGGUAUUGUUUAAUAAAUUUAAUAAUAUUUUGCUUGAAUAUAUCGAAGAUUUAAAAGAAAUUCAAAAAAAAGAUGAACAAAAUAGACUAAUAAAUCAAAAUAAUAGUAACUAUUUUAAUAUUAAUGCAUUUGAUUAAAGCUAAGCCAAUUCAUAUUAUAAUUUAAAUAAAUCUUCAAAUGCUAAUGGAACUUAAAUUUAAAAUCAAAAACUUGUAAUGUAGCUUUUAAAGUUAUUGUAAUUGUUUUGUGAAGGACAUAAUUUAGAUCUUUAAAAUUAUUUAAGGCAUUAAAUAAAUAAUAGAAAUUCUUAUGAUAUGAUUACAAUUAUAGUUGAACUUUUAGAUUAGUUUAGUUUAAAUUUGGUUUAAUAAAAUUAUAAAAACAUUAUUAAAUGCUUAGAUACUCUUACUGAAUUUGUUUAAGGUCCUUGUAAUGAAAAUUAGGAAAAAAUUAUUGAUUCAAAAUUUUUAGAAAUAGCUUAAAGAAUAUUAAAAGCAGAUACAAAAAAAAAUUAAUCAAAAUAGCAAAGUAAAAGCAUUGUUCCUUUAAGAAACUAACAAAGUUUAGCUUCAGAAGCUUAAAAUUAAAAUGAUUUAGCUUAAACUUCUUUUUUGAAAAGAAUAUAAAUAAAAAAAUCUGAAUAGAAAAGUGAUAAACUACAAAAAUGGUAAAUAGAAAAAUUAAAAUACAAAGUCAUGAUUUUAGUUACUAGUUUAUUAGAAUUAAAUUCUGAUAGUUUAGUAAUUAAAAGAAUUAUGAGAAGUUUACCUUUGAGUACUUUGAAAUAAAAUUUAGCUUAAAUUUACAAGAGAUAUAAGAAAAUUUAUAAAGAAUAGUAUAUAUCUGAAUGUUUAAUCAUGUACAUAUAUUAUAUUAUAAAAACAUAAUAUAUAUAUAUAAAUAUAUUUAGUUUAAUUAUGAUCCUCCUGAAGCAAAUUAAAAAUAAGAUAAAUAAAAAGAAUAUAAUCUUAUAACGGAAACUGGAUUCUACAUAAUUUUUUUUAAUAACCUAUUAUCUUGAGUUACCAACUAAAUAAUUAAGUAAAAACAAUAAAUAAUUAGAAUAGGACUUAGAUAUGGAAACAAAAUAAGAAUUGAAUGAUAUUUAAAAAAACUUUAACUAAAAAUAAGUAAAUUAUAUUUUAUAAAAAUAAAAAUUUAAAAAAUAAUUAUAGUCUAUGUUUAUUUUAUAAAAAACAAUUAUUGGAUAAUUAUGGAAAUUCAUAAAUGAUAUAUUAGCUGGUUUAUAUAAAUACUUUUCGUAUAUAAUGGUUAAAUUUAACAAAAAGUAAUACUAGAAAAAAUUAAAUGAUGACCAAAUAAAUAAAUAUUUCCAAGAAGCAAUUUAAUUUUUUAAAAUAAACUCAGCUUCUAUAGAAAUUGUUAGAAAUAAUUAAAUCGAAAAAGUUAGGUUUAUAAAGUUACCUUUUUGCCAUUUCUUACCAAAAGAAACAAAAGUAGAAUUUCGAAAUAAUGUUAAAAGAGAUUCUAUACAUACAAAAUAUUAGGUAAAUAAAUUAUUUUAUUAAAAUAUAAACUUAUACAUUAAAUAGGAAUUAUUGAUAAAUAUAAAAAUUUAUUAUUAUAUGUAAACAUGA